This is a messenger RNA of Auanema sp. JU1783, 3090 nucleotides long. Lineage: Eukaryota; Metazoa; Nematoda; Chromadorea; Rhabditida; Rhabditidae. The record is from the annotation of a GenBank genome assembly.
AUGAGGCAGAAGUUGGACAAUCGCAUAAGAACGCUCAUUGAGAAUGGUGUCCAAACUGGUCACAGAACUUUUUUUGCGAUUGUAGGAGAGCAUGUAAAGAAUCAGAUUCCUAUCCUCCAUCAUAUUCUCUCCAAGGCACAUGUAAAGGCGCGACCAAGCGUUUUGUGGUGCUAUAAAUCGAAGUUGGAGUUCUCAUGUAGUCGUAAGAAGAGAAUGCAUGAUUUGAAGAGAAAACAGGCUAUCGGAAGUUCAAUGGUCAAUGCUGAGGAUCAUUUCGAAUCAUUUAUCGCUUCUACCAAUGUUCGAUAUUGUUAUUAUAAAGAGACACACAAAAUUCUCGGUAAUACGUAUGGCAUGCUUGUGUUACAAGAUUUCGAAGCCUUAACUCCAAAUCUUCUUGCGCGUACAAUUGAAACGAUAGAAGGUGGCGGAGUAAUUGUUCUACUUCUCAAAAGUGUCUCUUCUCUCAGACAAUUAUACACUCUUUCAAUGGAUGUGCACAAUCGUUAUAGGACGGAAGCCCAUACUGAUAUUACUCCUAGAUUCAACGAAAGAUUUAUUUUGUCUCUUGCGAGUAGUAAUAGCAUAGCUGUUUUGGAUGAAGGAUUCAAUAUUUUACCCAUCUCAAGCCAUAUUUCAAAAGUUGAACCUCUUCCUUUCAAAAAGGAUAAAACGACGGCUGCUGAGCAUGAACUUAAUGAUAUGAAAGAAGCUUUGAAAGACACGAAGCCUAUUGGCUCAUUACUCGGUCAAUGUAGAACUGCAUGUCAAGGAAAAGCCCUCCUUCGUUUACUGGAUGUCAUCACAGAAAAAGAUCUUAAUGUAACCUGCUCUGUAAUGGCUGCUCGUGGUCGUGGUAAAUCUGCAGCAUUAGGUCUUGCUCUCGCUGGAGCCAUUGCUUUUGGUUAUACUAAUAUUUUUGUUACGUCACCCUCUCCAGAAAAUUUGCGAACUUUCUUUGAAUUCGUUGUGAAAGGAUUUGACACUUUACAAUAUCAGGAGCACACAGAUUACGAACUUGUGCAGUCUACAAAUCCCGAGUUCAACAAAGCUUUAGUCCGAAUCAACAUUUUCAAAGAGCAUAGGCAAAUUAUACAAUACAUCCAUCCUACUGAUGCUGUCAAGCUUGGCCAAGCAGAACUUUUGGUUGUCGACGAAGCUGCUGCUAUACCCUUACCAUUAGUGAAAAACUUGAUAUCUGGUCCAUAUAUUGUUUUCCUUGCUUCCACUAUUAAUGGAUACGAGGGAACUGGUAGAAGUCUUUCAUUGAAAUUGCUUCAGCAAUUACGUGAGCAGUCAAGCGGUGCGCUUAAAAAAGAUAAAGGAAUCACGAGCAAAGGUAGAAAAUUGCAUGAGAUGACAAUGGAAGAGAGUAUAAGAUACAAGCCUGGAGAUGAGAUUGAAAAAUGGCUGAAUCGCGUUUUGUGUUUGGAUGCAUGCAAUAGUGCGCAACGUUUAUCUGCAGGAACUCCAUCUCCUGCUGACUGUGAACUGUUCUAUGUCAAUAGAGAUACACUCUUUUCAUUCCACAAAGCUUCUGAAGCCUUCUUGCAGCAGAUCAUGUCUAUCUAUGUAUCUGCCCAUUACAAGAACAGUCCUAACGAUUUACAAAUGCUCAGUGAUGCUCCUGCUCAUCACCUGUUCGUUCUUAUGGCUCCUAUAAAAGAGGAAGACACCGAAAUCCCUGAUGUUCUUGCUGUAAUUCAAGUGUGCUUCGAAGGAAAUCUAUCCAAAGAUACUGUUAGCUCUUCAUUAGAAAGAGGAAAACGGGCUGCUGGGGAUCUGCUUCCGUGGACACUCUCUCAGCAAUUCUUGGACGAUGAGUUCCCAACUCUCUUUGGUGGAAGAAUUGUUCGAAUCGCUGUUCACUCGGAUUAUCAAUCUAUGGGUUACGGAAGCCGUGCUCUUGGGCUUCUAGAAGAUUAUUUCUUAGGAAACAUAGUUUCACUCAACGAGUCUACGCGUACCUUCAAUAAGCAGAAAGAAAAAGUCAAGAUUGUGAAAAAUGCAGAAGUAGUAGCACUUCUCGAAGAGCAGAUAGCUCCUCGUGCUGGGUUACCACCACUUUUAAUGCGCUUAGAUGAGAGACCUGCGGAACAGUUGGAUUAUCUAGGGGUCUCGUUUGGAUUGACGCUGAAUUUGCUGAAGUUUUGGAAGAAGGCUUCGUACACUCCAGUUUAUAUGCGACAAAUUGCAAAUGAUCUGACAGGAGAGCAUACUUGCAUUGUUCUUAAAAACAUCAGACCAGAAGAGUCUUCGAACUGGCUUACUUUCUAUUGGAGAGAGUUCAGAACUCGUAUGCUAAACUUAUACUCUUAUGAGUUCCGAAAAUUCUCUAGUCAAUUAGCCAUAUCUCUGUUACAAUCACGAAACAAAGAUAUUGAUACAGAGGACAAGAAUGAACCACUGGAUAGACACGAUAUUUCGCUUUUCUUGUCCAACACUGAUAUGAAGAGACUUGCUCAAUAUGCUCGAAAUAUGAUUGAUCCUCACUUGGUCACGGAUUUACUUCCAGUUGUCGCACAUAUUUACUUCAACAAGAAGCUUUCUGCAGAGACAAAGUUGGGUCCUGUUCAAGCAGCCAUCUUAUUAGGCAUGGGUUUACAACAUAAGUCAAUAGAAAACCUAGCAGAAGAGCUAGACUUACCAGUCAAUCAGGCUUCGGCUUUGCAUAACAAGACAAUAAGGAAGCUUUCUGAUGCGAUUGAUGAAGUCUGUAAAAAUGCUAUCAAGAAGUCUAUCGCCAACUUCGAAGAAGGAGCUGCUGAAAAACUCGGAACUACUUUCAAACCACUCGAGCAAAGUCUGAAGAAUGAGCUGGAUGACAUGAAAGCUGAAAUCCAAGAACGGCAAGAAAGAGAUAAGAAAAUUGCCAUGGUUGAAUUGAGCAAACAUUUGCAACAGUAUGAGAUAUCAUCGGACCAAACUGAGUUAGAAAAUGCAUACAAGAAUGCAAAUAUGAAAUUCUCUGCUGGAAAUCAGUCUACGUUCGCAGUGAAAAGUAAAAGAAAGACUGUUAAAGUCCAAGUACCCGAUGAGAAAAAUCCUCUCGCAGGUAGAAAAGCUAAAAAACCUCGUGACUCAUUUUAA